This is a messenger RNA of Linderina pennispora, 774 nucleotides long. RefSeq lists its product as uncharacterized. The transcript has a single exon. The record is from RefSeq and is a predicted model, not a curated record. Bases 1 to 774 code for a protein of 257 amino acids. NCBI's taxonomy places the organism in Eukaryota, Fungi, Kickxellomycota, Kickxellomycetes, Kickxellales, Kickxellaceae.
AUGGGCAGCGUCCUCAUGCUGGGCGACUGCUUGUUCCGGGCCUGUUGCGGAUGGAUUAUUUGGCUGCGUGCCUUGUGCAGAUUUGUAUUCUUCUGUACAGUUGUGUUCCGAAACUAUGCGCUGGACCGCAUCUUUGUUCAGGGAAAGACAUAUCGCAGCUGGAGCAUGUUGACACCAGUUGGUGGACUUGCAAUAUCCCUGACUGUCUUUUGUGUCGUCGCACAGGCUGUCCCAGACUGCCUUACUGUCAUAUACCUAGACUUCUACGAGUCAUGCCAUUAUGUGUAUGGAUUCCGCUACACUUGCAUUGCAUUGAAUUGGGGGAUGUGGUCGCUGUGCCUUGUCAUCACCUGGUGCUGUCGCAAUAUCCAAAUCUGCUUCAAUGAGUACCACGAGUCGCUUGCCACAGUUAUCCUCCACUUGCUUGACUACCAGAAAAUGACACUAGCGCAUUGUUACCUUCCUGACUACGCUUUACAUGACUGGCAGUGCGGACUUGCAGCAUCGUACGACUUGCUUCUGACACUUGUCGCUAUCUGGAUAGUUUUGCUCUACCCCAUGUACCAGUGCCUAUUCCAUCAUGAAGGGUACCUGCAAGUGUGGCUAAAGAGGCUGUCUCAGGAUGGUCUUCGCCGAGAGUACGAGGUUCAAGGUAGCACAUCGAAUGAGUUGAAGCAGUUCACAGGAUCAGCAAAGCUCGUAAGGAGCACUGCAUGCAAUCAGGCUUACGAUGCUUCACCACAAUGUACACUUUACAGGUCCCUUCGACUAUGA